This is a messenger RNA of Crotalus tigris (Tiger rattlesnake), 3514 nucleotides long. It is a transcript of the gene GJA4, whose product is annotated as gap junction protein alpha 4. Lineage: Eukaryota; Metazoa; Chordata; Lepidosauria; Squamata; Viperidae. The transcript is spliced from 2 exons. The record is from RefSeq and is a predicted model, not a curated record. Gene Ontology annotation, cellular component: connexin complex. Gene Ontology annotation, biological process: cell communication. The coding region runs from base 375 to 1424 and encodes 349 amino acids.
UCUUUCCAACUCCCCAAUCAGCUGGGACUUGUUUUGUUUUGUUUUUUUUUAAAAAAAAAAACUCAGAAUAUUCAACGAUAAUUGCACAGCCUAGUCAAAAGCCUUUUCUCCUCCUCUUCCCCAACUCAUUUCCUCUAACUCCGCCCCUUCUGUUAACUCAUCCAAGGGUUAUUAUAAUAAACUUUCCCCUUCUUUGCUCUUCAUAACAGUCGCGCAGUGUCCUGAAUUCCAGGAACGUUUAUUAUAUUCCCAUCCUGCAUCUGAGCUGGGCUGCAGCUCCUCUUCGGAAGCAGAGCCGAAACGGAGAAAAUUAAGCCAAAAACUUCUAAUGAGGACUUUUAAGUCAGGAAAAUCCCUUUGAUUUGUUGCACAGGAUGGGCGACUGGGGCUUCCUGGAGAAGUUACUGGACCAGGUGCAGGAGCAUUCAACAGCCUUCGGCAAGAUCUGGUUGACAGUCCUUUUCAUCUUUCGGAUCUUGAUCCUGGGUCUAGCCGGGGAGUCUGUCUGGGGGGAUGAACAGUCCGACUUUGUGUGUAAUACCAAGCAACCUGGCUGUACCAACGUCUGCUAUGACAAUGCCUUCCCUAUUUCCCAUAUCCGUUACUGGGUGCUGCAAUUCCUCUUUGUCAGCACCCCAACCUUGGUCUACCUGGGGCAUGUCGUCUACCUCUCCCGACAAGAGGAGAAGCUAAAGGAGCGGGAGAGUGAACUCCGGGCGCUGCAAGCCAAAGAUUACAAAGUGACAGCUAUGCUGAUGGCCGUGGAGAAGAAGAUGGCCAAGAUCUGCGUGGCUGAAGAUGGCCGAAUUAAAAUCCGUGGGCCUCUGAUGUGGACCUAUGUCAUCAGUGUGAUCUUCAAGACCAUUUUUGAGGCAGGCUUUCUCCUUGGCCAGUGGUACCUAUAUGGCUUUGUCAUGCAUGCGAACUAUGUGUGCCAAGGCUCUCCAUGCCCACACCACGUGGACUGUUUUAUGUCCCGUCCCACUGAGAAAACCAUCUUCAUCCUUUUCAUGCUGGUAAUGGGCUUGAUCUCCCUUGUCCUCAACAUUCUGGAGCUUCUCCAUCUCUUUUGCAAGCACCUGGUCAACAAGGUUAAGGAAAGUGACUGUUGUCCCCCAUCUUCUGCUCCGCCUCUACCUUUUGAUGCCAACAGCAUUGGUAAAAUGCCAACAGGGCCUUAUCCACCAGAUAAAUCCUAUUUCUACCUCCCCAUGUCAGACAGACAUGCACCACCCUACCAGGGAUACAACAAGCUCUCCAGUGAGCAGAAUUGGGCCAACUACAACACAGAAGAAACCUUGGCCUUGCAAAACCAGAUUAAUCCUCCUGAUCUCUUUGCAACGGGAGCCCCUACAAUCCACCUCUGUCCAGAAAAGCAGUCCAGCCGCCCAAGUAGCAGUGCUUCUAAAAAACAGUACGUCUAGCAAGCAGCCAUUUGAAGUGUAAAUUCCAUGGGGGCUUCCUUGAUAGCAACCGGGUUUCUCUCGAGGGCCUCUUCAUCUGGAAGGCUCCAUUGUGAUUCCUGACCAUGGAAGAAAGAGGCUGGGCCUCAGGAUUCUUCCCAGGUGCUUCCCAAGUUUUUUGCCACAGUAUAUUCUACUCUCUAGGCGAAAACCGGGACGUGCAGGUGGACACAGACUGAACUUGUGGAUCCACCAAAGGUGGAAAAAGAGACACGGAACAAUCUCAGACAAGCCACUGAAGUGGCAGGUUAAUGGGCAUUUUAAGAUAGAGUGCUAAAUGUGGAUUACUGAGGGGGGGGGAACAUAAGUGGUUUGGUUUGUCUUUUUGAGGGGGUCUUGUGACUUGCAGAUCAGACAACAACCACUGGACCACAAAGGGAGGUGGAUAGGUAAAAGAGCAAUCAGUUUGGAUUGUCCAAAACUGGGUCUUAAAUUUUGGAAGUAAAGGCAACCUGAAAAGGAGAGUGCAGAGUAAACUCAAGGAGGAACUUCUGGUAUGUCACCUUUUUAGGAAUGGACAUGUGACUAGAUUGAGGAAAAUCAUUCAUCAAGCAGAUUUGUUUUCCUGUUGCAGUUGUCAAACUUCUGAGCAGCUUACUUAUCCAAAACUGCAGCUCGUCUACCGUUUGCAUGUUGUUUCAAGUAGGCAUUAGGGAGAAUAACUGCUGUUGCUGAUGUUACCUUAUUAAAUAUGACUCCUAUUUAAGCAUAGAACUGAUAUGGCUUAAGUCCUCUGGGUUACUUCUUAAAUGCCUUCCAUCUAACAGAGUAGAAAAGCACCGUUUUCAAUCUCACUAUAUUUGAAACUCCAAUUUCUGUCUCCACUGACCCUGGGUGAACCUUGGUUUGCAAAGGGAUCUCUCUGCUUUUUUUUUUUUUUUCUUCAACUGGUAACAUGAAGGAAUUGGAUCAAAAUUGUUCACUGUGUAAGUUAUCUCCCCUUUCUCAGUCUCCUUGGUUAUGUAAUUCCAUCUCUCAUUCCAUCUGGAUACUUUUCUGGAGAUUGGCCUUCCACAAGCUAAAUGGUCUUCAACCCUGUUGGGGCUACAGGUCCCCAAAUUUCCAGCCAAACUGGUUUGGGAUGUUGGGCAUUGAGAUCCCAGAACAUCUAGAAGAUACCGAAUUAUGAAAAGCUGCAGCAGGCACACAUUACUCUUGAUUUUAAGUGGAUCAGAACUUCAUCCUGAUGGUUCUAUGAAGCCACAGUCCUUCAUAGACAAAAGACUGUUGUGUUACUUGAACUUUACUCGGUAUAAAUUGUCCAUCUCUAAAUACUGAAAGUUAUCUGGCCUUAUCUAGUAUAGCUGCUCACUCUUCCUUCUCAUUGCAAUAGUUAUUUGUGCAGGAUUCUGCCAAACAGACAUUACUACUGGGUGUUUGAGGUCAAUAUUGUGUAUCCUUAUGAACUGUUGCAGUGGUCAAUCUCCCUCCUGGCUUCAUAUUUGUACCUUCUUUUUUAUUAUGUGUUCUAAUUCUUUCACAUCAUAUGACUGUAAGCACAAGCUGGGUCCUUCGGUGUUAAAACCACAAUCUCUCCUGCAAUGGGAAAGUAAUGAGGAUUUUUUUCCAUGCUCAUGUGUCAGCCUUUUGGGGGAAAAUUCCUGCCUCUCUCUGGAUUAAAUCAAAGGAGCGGGCUUGUUUGGGAGUUUGCGUUUGUACCUGCAAAAAUAUAUGUUCUGGAAACCGGCUUUUGUGGCUGCAGGAGAAAGGCUUGUGAUGGUUAUAAAAAUAGGAUCGCUCUCCAGCUUCAAUCAAGAGCAAACAGUGAUAGGAAGAGAUGGGGGGGGGGGCAAGAACCUUUUUUUUUCAUCUUUACUGAAUGUUUUCUGAUAACUAAACUGUGAAAAGGAGAUGGUUGGAUAUAGAAAACCUACCUGUGCGUCUUUGAUGCAGAUCGACAUGGCCAUUAAGAAGCUGGCUUCACAUCACCAGUUCAUAACCAAUGUUCACUCUUGCAGGGUGCGUUGUAGGGCUAUAAGUAUGCACUCUGGGUUUGUGUCAUUUUUUUUUUUCCUAAAUAAAAAGAACUUUUUUUCUAAAUAAAAAGAAAA